Corythoichthys intestinalis (scribbled pipefish) is the source of this 14441-nucleotide messenger RNA. RefSeq names its product protein unc-13 homolog A-like. Gene Ontology annotation, biological process: dense core granule priming; neuromuscular junction development; presynaptic dense core vesicle exocytosis. Bases 265 to 5856 code for a protein of 1863 amino acids. The transcript is spliced from 42 exons. Gene Ontology annotation, cellular component: synaptic vesicle membrane; plasma membrane; terminal bouton. The record is from RefSeq and is a predicted model, not a curated record. NCBI's taxonomy places the organism in Eukaryota, Metazoa, Chordata, Actinopteri, Syngnathiformes, Syngnathidae. Gene Ontology annotation, molecular function: diacylglycerol binding; phospholipid binding; calcium ion binding.
UGGCUGUGCGGGCGGGAGGAGCGGCGAGCUGAGCUGAGGAGGCAAUGCAGGGGAGCUUCCAAAGUGGACGGAGGGUUCUACCCCUGUGCCGAGCAGCAGACGACAGCCGCGCGUAGCGAACCAGGGAGCUCAUUUGUAACAAGGCGUCAUUUUGAAUUCUUCUACAAAUCUGGCUUUUAGUAGUCAGACGGAGCGAGACUACAAAUCACGGUUCGGCAGGGCAGCGGCGACUCACCGGAGGAACUCUCACGCCACGCAACAGAGAUGUCCCUACUAUGUGUGGGAGUGAAGAAAGCCAAGCUGGAUGGACCCCAAGAGAAGUUCAACACCUAUGUGACUCUUAAGGUGCAAAAUGUGAAGAGCACAACCAUCGCUGUCAGGGGCAACUUGCCCAGCUGGGAGCAAGACUUCAUGUUUGAAAUCAACCGAUUAGACCUGGGUCUGACAGUAGAGGUGUGGAACAAAGGGUUAAUCUGGGAUACCAUGGUGGGCACGGUGUGGAUUCCUCUCCACAGCAUCAGACAGUCAAAUGAGGAAGGCCCAGGCGAGUGGCUCACGUUGGACUCUCAGGUCAUCAUGACUGAUAAUGAGAUCUGCGGCACCAAAGAUCCCACGCUUCACCUGGUGCUGCUCGACACACGCUUUGAGCUGCCCCUCGACAUCCCAGAGGAUGAGGCAAGGUACUGGGCUAAAAAACUGGAGCAACUUAAUGCAAUGAGGGACCAAGAUUACUCGUACCAAGAAGAACAGGAACGCCCACUCCGGGUUCCAACCACCCAGUGCUGCAAUUGGAGUUUAUGGGGAGACCAACAGAACGAUGACCCUGACAGUGCUGUAGAUGACAGAGACAGCGACUACCGCAGUGAAACCAGUAACAGCAUCCCCCCUCCGUACUAUAGUACAUCACAGCCCAACGCCUCUGUCCACCAGUAUCCAGUCAGCCACCAGCACCGCAACUCCAGAGGCGUUUCAUACUCACAUUCGACCAACAGCCAUGACCUUGACUACCAUCAUCAGCGGACUGUAAGUCCCACUGGAAGCUAUGCAUCAUCUGCUGAGUUAAGUCGAUGCAGCAGUCAGCUGAGUGAGGAGGACUACGGCGGUGAAUAUGGAGAGAGGGACCCUUACGAUGAAAAUGACUCUUACCAUUCCUGCCACUCCUCAGUCAGCUACAGUAAAGGUUCCCCAGACUGGGACCCUGAUGAGACCCAGGGCGCAUACAGUGAUGAGGGUGGCUACAGCAAAGAUGGAGGUGAAGAGGCUGCUCUGUAUGAGGAAGAAGAUGCAGGCUUAUACGAGGUCGAAGAGGAGGGUCUUUAUGAAGAUGAAGACUUGAUGUAUGAUGAAGAUGAUUUAUACAAUCUGGAUGGAAACCUCAGUGAGGAUUUAGAGCCUCCAUUCACACCCACUCCAACAUCAACGGCUCCCCCAGCUCUUGAUGUACCGAGCUCUAGACCGCCACUGGAAAAACAAUCCUCUGUACAUGAAAAACAGCCCCCUGUACAACCCUCAAAUCAAAUAUCCAACCAGGCUGGAAUCGCUCCAACAGCACAGCCCCCCCCUCCUGGUCAUCAAAAUUCUCAACCACCUAAACAGCCCCAAACACAGGCUCAGACAGCGCCGUCCGCCACGUCCUUUUUCUCAAUGGCCAAACCUCUAACCGCCGCAGUCACGGGCUUGGCCUCCACUUUUCUGUCUUCUGUCCCUACUGGCCAACCCGCGCAGUCUCAUCCCCCGCCACCCGCUGCCUCUGAACAACAACAGUCUGCAGCAGCAAACAAUGUCCCACCGUCCCACCCGGCCACAUUAGCAGCAAGUCAGCCACCCUCCGCCACCACGGGCCCCCCUUCACAGCAGAUUCCAAAUUCUCCAAAGCCUGCAUCUCCACUUAACAGUUCUGAAAAUGUCCAGUCCUCUGCCCCGAUAGAUGAGGGUUUGCAGAUGGAAGAAGAGCCAUGGCUGGAGGAAGAAAACGUACCAGAAGAGGCCAAGUUGUCCGAAACGCCCCCAGAAGAAAAUCUCAGCAAGGAACAAAAGAUUGAAACAAGCAGGCCACCAACUCCUGAGGAAAAAGAAAUACCAACUGAAAGUCCUCCAGUUAUAGAGGAACCCAAAGAGCCAGUGGAUCCAGCAGUCCGAGCUAAAGAGAAUUGGCUAAGGCUCUACAACAAGGUUUUAGACCAGCUUCGGGAGGCGCGAGGAGAAACGUCCAGCUCGUUGUGGUUUGGUAAAGGAGGGAUGGGAGGUGCACUUUAUAGUAUUGACAGCAUGCCAGACCUUCGGAAGAGAAAAGCCAUUCCUCUGGUCAGGGAUCUGGCAAUGUCACUGGUGCAGAACUCUCGGAAGGCCGGAAUCACCUCUGCAAUGGCCUCAACCACUCUCGGCAAUGAGGAGUUGAAAAGUCACGUAUAUAAGAAAACCCUGCAGGCGCUCAUAUACCCCAUCUCCUCCACUACACCGCAUAAUUUUGAAGUGUGGACAGCCACCACGCCCACUUACUGUUAUGAAUGCGAAGGCUUGCUGUGGGGCAUAGCCCGACAAGGCAUGCGCUGCUCUGAGUGUGGCGUCAAAUGUCACGACAAGUGCCAAGAUCUGCUAAACGCCGACUGUCUGCAGAGGGCUGCGGAGAAAAGUUCUAAACAUGGAGCAGAAGACCGAACGCAGAACAUCAUCAUGGUUCUAAAGGACCGCAUGAAGAUCAGAGAGAGGAACAAACCAGAAAUUUUUGAGCAAAUUCAGGAAGUGUUUGGCCUUGACAAAACGACACAUGGCACCCAAAUGAAACAGAUCAAGCAAAGUGUGCUUGAUGGGACGUCGAAAUGGUCAGCAAAAAUCAGCAUCACUGUGGUAUGUGCACAAGGACUCCAGGCGAAAGACAAAACCGGUUCCAGUGAUCCAUAUGUAACGGUCCAGGUGGGAAAGACCAAAAAAAGAACUAAGACCAUCUAUGGCAACCUCAACCCAGUCUGGGAAGAGAACUUCCAUUUCGAGUGCCACAAUUCUUCUGAUCGCAUCAAGGUCCGAGUUUGGGAUGAAGACGAUGAUAUCAAGUCUCGUGUUAAGCAGAGGUUUAAACGCGAGAGCGACGACUUCCUUGGUCAAACUAUCAUUGAAGUCCGCACUCUUAGUGGGGAGAUGGACGUUUGGUACAACCUAGACAAGAGGACAGAUAAAUCUGCUGUGUCGGGAGCCAUCCGCAUGCACAUCAGCGUGGAGAUUAAAGGAGAGGAGACGGUGGCUCCUUAUCAUGUCCAGUACACCUGUCUUCAUGAACAUCUCUUCCAGUACACUACUGAGGAACAGAAUGGUGGAGUGGUGAAAAUCCCCGAUGCCAAAGGAGACGAUGCCUGGAAGGUUUAUUUUGAGGAAACUGCUCAGGAGAUAGUAGAUGAGUUUGCCAUGCGUUAUGGUGUGGAGUCCAUCUAUCAGGCUAUGACCCACUUUGCCUGCUUGUCAUCUAAGUACAUGUGCCCCGGAGUGCCUGCGGUGAUGAGCACCUUGCUUGCCAAUAUCAAUGCUUACUAUGCUCACACGACCCAGUCCUCCAACAAUGUUUCCGCCUCAGAUAGAUUUGCUGCUUCCAAUUUUGGCAAGGAGAGGUUUGUCAAGUUACUGGAUCAGCUGCACAACUCCUUGAGGAUUGACCUCUCCAUGUAUCGGAAUAAUUUCCCUGCCAGCAGUCCUGAAAGACUCCAAGACCUCAAGUCUACUGUGGACCUGCUGACCAGCAUCACAUUCUUCAGGAUGAAGGUCCAGGAACUACAAAGUCCCCCAAGAGCGAGUCAGGUUGUGAAGGACUGUGUCAAAGCCUGUCUCAAUUCAACCUAUGAGUACAUUUUCAAUAACUGUCACGACCUCUACAAUAGGGAAUAUCAGACAGAUCCGUCAAAGGCAGUUCCUCCAGAUGAGCAGGGUCCCAGCGUAAAGAAUCUGGACUUCUGGUCCAAACUCAUCACGCUCAUUGUCUCCAUCAUAGAAGAGGAUAAAAAUUCCUACACUCCUUGCCUUAAUCAGUUCCCACAGGAACUAAAUGUGGGCAAGAUCAGUGCUGAGGUCAUGUGGAAUAUGUUUGCUCAAGAUAUGAAAUAUGCCAUGGAAGAACACGAAAAGCACCGUCUUUGCAAAAGUGCAGAUUAUAUGAACUUGCACUUUAAGGUGAAGUGGCUUUACAACGAGUACUGCAAGGAACUGCCCACAUUCCAGAAACAUGUACCUGAGUAUCCAGCAUGGUUUGAGCCCUUUGUCAUCAUGUGGUUGGACGAAAACGAGGAAGUAUCAAGAGAUUUUCUCCAUGGGGCUCUGGAGAGGGACAAAAAAGAUGGCUUCCAGGUCACUUCAGAGCACGCUUUAUUCUCCUGUUCUGUGGUCGAUGUGUUCUCUCAACUCAAUCAGAGCUUUGAAAUCAUCCGCAAACUGGAGUGCCCCGACCCUCAAAUUGUCGGCAACUACAUGAAGAGAUUUGCCAAGACCAUUGGCAAUGUUCUGCUGUCUUAUGCUGACAUCAUAGCGAAGGAAUUUCCAAAUCAUGUGAAGAAGGAGAAAGUGCCAUGUAUCAUCAUCAACAAUAUCCAGCAGCUACGUGUUCAGCUGGAGAAGAUGUUUGAAGCAAUGGGAGGCAAAGAUCUCAAUGUGGAGGCGAGUGACUUCCUGAAAGAACUGCAGAACAAACUCAACAGCGUCAUGGACGACCUCAGCCGCAUUUUCGCCGUCAGUUUCCAGCCCCAAAUUGAGGACAACGUCAGACAGAUGGGGGAUAUCCUGGCCCAGGUCAAAGGUCAGACUGUGCCAGCCAAUGGCAGCGUCGUUCAGGAAGCAGACAAUGUUCUGCAACCUAUCAUGGACUUUCUGGACAGCAACCUGUCGCUGUUUGCUAAAAUCUGCGAGAAGACAGUUUUGAAGAGAGUGCUGAAAGAACUCUGGAAACUGGUGAUGAACACCAUGGAGAAAACCAUUGUGCUUCCAACACUUACUGACCAGACGGGAACUCAGAUGAUCUUCAAUGCUGCUAAGGAAUUAGGCCAACUGUCGAAGCUCAAGGAGCACAUGGGCCGAGAGGAGGCCAAAGCACUCACUCCAAAACAGUGUGCGGUCAUAGAGCUGGCAUUAGACACCAUUAAGCAAUACUUCCAUGCCGGCGGUGUGGGCCUGAAGAAAACUUUUUUGGAGAAGAGUCCAGACCUCGCGUCUCUGCGCUAUGCCUUGUCUUUGUAUACGCAAGCCACAGAUAAACUCAUCAGGAAGUUUGUCCUCUCCCAGCACGCUCAGGUCCAUGGAGGCAAAGGGAUCCGCUGCACGGCAAAUGAAGACACGCCACCGGAGAAACCAUCGGGGGUGGAUGCAGUUGGAGAAGUGGUCAUGCACGUGGAUAUUCUACCUCAGCCAAACGGCGAGCACAAGAUCAGCAUCAAAGUGGUGGCUGCUAACGAUCUGAAAUGGAGGGCGCAGGGUUUCCGGCCUUUUGUGGAGGUCUACAUCAUCGGCCCUCACCUUAGUGACAAAAAAAGGAAGUUUGCAACCAAAUCCAAGAACAACAGCUGGUCUCCAAAAUUCAAUGAGAGCUUCCAGUACUCGCUGGGCACCGAGGUGGGUCCCGAGAGUUACGAGUUGCAAGUGUGCGUGAAGGACUACUGCUUCGCCCGAGAGGACCGCACGGUGGGCAUGGCCGUGCUGCAGGUGAAGGACAUCGCCAACAAGGGCAGCGUCACCUGCUGGCUGCCGCUGGGCCGCCGCGUGCACAUGGACGAGACGGGCCUGACGGUUCUACGCAUCCUGUCUCAACGCAACAACGACGAUGUGGCCAAAGAGUUUGUCAAGCUCAAGUCGGACCAGCGCUCGGCCGAGGAGGGCCGCAGCUGAGGGGCCCGGCCGGGGGUACACAAAGCACACACGCCUGCAAACGCUCCGCUGUAAAUACCUUCGCCUACAUUUUUGCAACAUUUGAGGGCAGAAUAUCUUUAUACAACGUCAGAUUUUGAGUCUUAGCUUCAGGUUAGCCACACGAUACUCGCGUCUCACUUUUUCUAAUGCUGACACUUCCUUGUGAAAUAAUGACCAGACACGUGGGACUAGCUGGAGGAAGACCACUUUUGCACUUUUGCCUCCUCCUGUAUAUUCAGGGGAGCGUCGCUAUGCUACGUCUGUCUGUGUGGAUGUGCGUCGUCCUUCCGCGCCUGCUCGUUUCGUGUCCUGUGGAGCUCAGCUUCGUAGCAUACCAGGGAUGUCCAAACCUAUGGUUGUCUUAGCUGGUUAGCUGCCGUUAAUGUUGAUAGACAUCCAAUCCGUUUUGACUGGUAGGGGGUUGGACGGCAAUCGUUCUAUCCCAGUCAAAAAGGAUCGGACGUCUAUCGCAGUCAAUGCAAUGACAUGAGUUAAAGAAAAGAAUGUUGUUAUUGAAAAGACUAAACUGUAAUGCAGGGGUCUCAAACCGCUAGAAAUAGAGCCUGGGACGCAUCAAGAUUCCCCAAAAAAGUAACUAAAUUUGCCAGAUUACUUUGGCUAACUACUUGGAGGUUAACCACCACCAAAUGCUAUUUUAGGCCACAAGAAAUUUAAAGAAAACAUGCAUUUACAUAGAGAAAAAAAAUACUUAUAGAAAAAAAAAAUGCAUUCGUUUUAUUAGUUUUUUUUCUGUAAGCUCGGUGUUUUUUUUUUGUUUUUUUUUUUGCAAAUUAUGAUUUUAAAGUUUGUGCAACGCAAAAUUAUUGCAAAGUAAUACUUUUAACAACUUGAGGAUAUAGCUGGCACUAUUGUUGUUUUUGGCAGCCCUUUUAAUUUUCGUCUUCGUCUUUUGGACAAUAAAACUAAUUAGUGUUAGUCAUAUUUUAGUCAUCUCAAAAUGUGUUUAUCUUCGUCUAGUUUUUGUUGACGAAAACUCAAGACUAAUUUCGUCUAGUUUUCGUCGACGUUUACUAAAAAUGUUUUCGUCUGUAAAAUUUAAUUUUACUGCCAAAAAAAAAAAAAUAUAUAUAUAUAUAUAUAUCAUAGGGGGCCUAUUUUCAAAAAUUUGAAAUUUAAAUAUUGCAUGAAAACUAAAGCAUACACGGGGAAAAAAACUGAACAGAUUUGAAAUCUGUGACCAAAAAUUGAAUUGAAUCAGUUAAAAAAUACUCGUGCAACUGGAAAAAAAAUGCUGCCCACUAUUAUUCAUUCUUCAAAUUUAUUGGGAAAAAAAAAGAUUUGUUAUUUUCUUUUGCUUUUUAUUUAAAAUAAUUUAUAUUAUAUAUUUUUUCACCUAUAGCGUUUUAACACGUACGUGUGUAUUAUAUUGUAUUAUUACUAAUGUAAUUAUUUAUACUUUUUUUUGUUUUUUUUAAUAAAAGUAUUUAUAUAUUUAAAAUAACUUUUAUAAUAAUAAAAAAAAAUCCAUGGCAAAAUGCCACACUAUUAAUAAAUUUUGAGCUAAAUGUUGAGCCGUGGGCCGAAUUUCUCCCUUGGGCCUCAGGUUUGAGACCCCUGUAGUAAAGGGACGUAUGACAAGCUACACUAUAACAAUGACGGUGACACUUUGGACAUCCUUGUUAUAUUGUGACGAGGACCCCAAGACUGACCUGGGAUCAGUGUCUGCCGUGUUUCCCGUGCCGUCGUUAACGUCCCGCAUGUUGACCCCGCCUCCCUCCAACACUGUGAUUGGCUUGCUGUAACCAUGGCAAUCCCUGCCCUCCCAAUAGAAAGAGGGCCUCCGAUGUUUGCCCGGUGUGAGCAUGACGCAUAUUUCAACCACAAUAUUUGUUGUCACGUUUUGGGAUUUGACUGAUUUGCAGUCCAUUGUGUGAUGUCAUACUCAGCGUGGAGCACAUCGACUGUGCAGUGGUGCCUUGACUUACGAGUGAGAGUUUUUCAAGUUGCGAGAACUUUUUUUUUUAGCUCAUGUAUUUUGAAAAAAUAUAUAUUCGUGAUUUUCAGCCAAUCACUUCUCGUGGUUGCGUGAGUUAUUUUGGACUCGCGUACUCGUUUUUUUUUCUACGGGGACUAUUGACAAAGUGAUCAUUAAAGAAAUGAUAGCCAAUUGAAUUAAAGUAUGAACGUAGCCUAGUACGUAGUUCGACUAUAUUGUUAGUAUGUGAUGUAAUUGUAAGCUGUAUUUGUAAGUUUUUCAGAAACUAAUUCAACUGAUAAAAUAAAAUAAUUAUGUUUCCUCAAUUUAACCUUUAUGGACUAACAUAAUUUUAAAUCUCACAAAAAUAAAAAAAAAAUAUCAUUUUGGAAUCAAACGGAGCAGUAGCAGUCAAUAAAGGCUGUAGUUUUUUUUAUUGCUAAAAAACAACAACUGGAUGGAUUAUUAACUCAUUGGCGUCUAUUGACAGCGCUUGACAUCCACUCCAUUUGAAAUAGGAGGUGAAUUAACGUUAGUUCAUUUCCCCCUCAACAGGAAGUGACCCAAAAUACACAGGAAAUGGCCUGAAAUGCCCCCAAAUAAACGCAGCGGCUGCCAUUGACUGCUGUAGACGUCCAAUCCCUUUAAAUUCACAGCAGAAGGAUGAAAACAGCCACAUAAUUGGAUGUCUAGCAUCAUCAAUGACACAGAAAGAGUUAACUCAAGCCCCUUUCACACACUCCGGAACACCGGGAAUAUCGCGGGAUUUAACCGUGCUGCAGAUUUAUGUGAAAACAAUUUCCCUGGUCGACUGACACAUAGAUUACGCGGACAUUUCACAGGUCGUGUCUUAGUAUCAUGUCCAGAACUCGCCCGGGAAGCGGUGUGCGAGAAAGCAGGUGUUAAAUUCCCGGGUCACAGCACAAUGGCUGAUGACGAAAAUAUCAUAGCGAGCCGAUCAUCACUUUCUUUACUACUCUACUUUCGCUACUGCGGAGACAAGGUUGUACUUCAAGAACAACGGAGGGAUGCGUUCAAGGGUUUAUUAAAUACAUAUUUGCCACUACCACAAAGAUCUGCACCCGCGGGGGCUCCAUCCGAGCCCGCACCAGAGGCUUCCGUGCGCACCGCUAGAGCCUCCCUAUUCGGCGGAGCCUGAGGUGAGGGGAGACAACGAGCCUCUCCAUGCCGCUGCACCAUGUAGAAAUCUGACCUUCUAGCCGGACCGUUGGAAUCGCACCAGCCAAACCGCCGGAACAGCAGUAGUGCAGAUCCAACAAGCCCCGGAAAUCCGGCCAGAAGGCCAAACUCCACGUGUUCACCUUAGUCUUAACCCUUUGUACUGACUCCAUUUUGAAAGGUUUAAAGAAUGCUCACCGAAAACAAGUUGACAAUUUAUCAGGUCGACAGCAAUCAAAACGGCAAGGCGAAACAGAAACACUCAGGCGGAGGGAGGCAAGGUCACCCUAUCAUACGUCAACAAAAGGCUCCCGAGAAAAAAUGACAACGCUUAGUUAAACAUUCAGUCUUUUGAAGGCUCUCGCAGGGCGGGCCGUGAGCAGGAAGAAGGGGUGUGUUUGGGAUUAUUGUCUGUGGAUUGGACAGGAGAUUACAGGAGUUACUGUUGUCCGAGCAACGAGGGUUGUGGAUUUUGUCACCUCAGCGUCAAAGGGGCUCUUGGAGUCUUGUCAGUCGUGUUAUCAGUUGGAUAUUGGGCUUUCUCCGGUGCUCAGAGCAUCCCGCCAUUGGUUCUGGACUGUCCGGGAGAACUGAUUGCGAGAGUUGGUGCGUCAAUCUUGCCCAUGACGUACACGUUGGGCUUCCGUGCAAAGAAGGCGUCGUGUAUCAUUUAUGCCCUAUAUUCUGCUUGUUUUCCUUAAACUAUGGUAUAACUGCUAUUUAUUUUAUAUUGGGUGUGUUAGAGUAAUACAAACAGUUAGACGGUGCCUACGAGAAAAUGUACUCUCCUUCACCCACAAAUAAAAAUACACGUGAUUGCUGGCUGAAAACAAUUACACAAUGCGUCUGUGACAGUAGAACCGAGGAAGAGAGUCCAUCGCCCAUCUUUGGAAAGGUGUGGUUUAUUUUGUUCUCGAUGUUAGUGUCCGCUACUGUGGAAACAAGGUUGUACUACAAAGCAGAAAACAACGGAGGGAAGCGUUCAAUGGUUUAUUAAAUAGAAAAAUACACGCGAUUGCUGGCUGAAAAGGGGGGGAAAAAAAACAUAAUGGGUCCGUGACAGUAGGUCGACGGGGAACAAUAAAUUACUAACCUAAGCGGUAGGCAGAGAGCCAAUAAGACAGCCAAAAAAAGCCAGCGGGGUUCUUCCUUCCACCCUUCUCUUGGAUCGCCUGGGCUUAAAUACAGUCUUGAUGAGCUUGAAUUGGCUGCAGAACAAAACACGAUUUGACCAACACUGUGACAGCCGAUACCGACCAAAAAUGACGUAAUGUCCGGGUUAUAAAAUCGCGCGAGCAGCCCUCCCCGCACCAGUGGGCAACACGAGACAAGUGUGUGAAAGUGUCCAACCCACGUCAUUCUCAGGACAUCUCUACAUGCGUGAAAGCAAUGAUGCGAGUAAAUCCUGCGUCACCUUACACGGGAAUUUCCCUGGAUAUGUGUGUGAAAAGGGCUUUGUUGUCUGCCAUUGACAACAAUAGACAUCCAAAUUUUAUUUAGUGGAAGGUGAAGUGUCAAAGUAAUGGACCUUUUUUUUUUGGUAACACAUUACAUCAUGUUUUUAGAAUUUUUUUCCCCUCAUUGGAAUCUUUUGAAAAGAACCUUUUGCAUUACGAAUGGGGUCAUGGAACGAAUUCAACUCAUACGUCAAGGUAACACGGUACUUCCAAAAGGGCUACGAGAAUCCCCCUUCCCUCCCCCUACACUGUCAUACAAACACACCAAGUUUGUAUGCGCGCAAAAAUAGGUUCUGAGAUUGCGAGCAAUACGAACGCGCUGUCAAUCAAAGCCGCAUUAGAACCCAGCGCAAUAUCAAACCCCAUCCCGUCAUUUCCUUUCACUCGGGUAUGUUUUGUAGGAAGAAUGUGUUUGUGUCCUUAAACAACUACUUGCCUUGAGAAGGACCCGAUUUGCACGCACCGGAGCUCUUACGCCAUUUUAUUUAAAACGAGAAGCCAUCGAAGUCACCGCCAAGCAUUUAUGAUCUAAUCAUUAAUGUUCACAUAAAAAAACAGAAAAAAAAAAGGUGGCAAACAUCCACCGCCGUUCUUUGUGUGCUCCCAUUAAUGAUGUCAUUGACUGUGCACAAACGACUAGCUUGUCACAUGUUCUCUACUCAAUACUGGGAUAAAAUGCUAAUUAUCUGCAAGACAAUUGUCUUUAUGCCUUUACCUUCUGCAAACGGGUUUCCCAAACUUGAUACUUCAAAACUUUUAUUUUUCAAUGUUAUUUUUAUGUCUGUCAUUCUCUGUGUGCACUCAUAGCUGAGAACGAGGCACUCUAAUGCAACCACGCAAACCCAAACCACCAGUCCAGGAUAAGUCAUUCCUCCUCUCCUUGGAACUCCUGACUGUUUGUCACUCUUGACUAGGGGUGUGACAAAAUAUCGAAAUGGUGAUACAGUGGGGCAAAUAAGUAUUUAGUCAACCACCAAUUGUGCAAGUUCUCCUACUUGAAAAGAUGAGAGGCCUGUAAUUGUCAACAUGGGUAAACCUCAACCAUGAGAGACAGAAUGUGGAGAGAAAAAAAAACAGAAAAUCACAUUGUUUGAUUUUUAAAGAAUUUAUUUCCAAAUUACAGUGGAAAAUAAGUAUUUGGUCACCUACAAACAGGCAAGAUUUCUGGCUGUCAAAUAGGUCUAACUUCUUCUAAAGAGGUUUAACGAGGCUCCACUCGUUACCUGUAUUAAUGGCACCAGUUUUAACUCAUUAUCGGUAUAAAAGACACCUGUCCACAAGCUCAGUCAGUCACACUCCAAACUCCACUAUGGCCAAGACCAAAGAGCUGUCGAAGGCAACCAGAGACAAAAUUAGAGACUUGCACCAGGCUGGGAAGACUGAAUCUGCAAUAGGUAAAACGCUUGGUGUAAAGAAAUCAACUGUGGGAGCAAUUAUUAGAAAAUGAAAGACAUUUAAGACCACUGAUAAUCCCCCACGAUCUGGGGCUCCAUGCAAGAUCUCACCCCGUGGUGUCAAAAUGAUAACAAGAACGAUGAGCAAAAAUCCCAGAACCAAAUGGGGGGACCUAGUGAAUGACCUACAGAGAGCUGGGACCACAGUAACAAAGUCUACUAUCAGUAACACAAUGCGCCACCAGGGACUCAAAUCCUGCACUGCCAGACGUGUCCCCUUGCUGAAGCCAGUACACGUCCAGGCCCGUCUGCAGUUCACUAGAGAGCAUUUGGAUGAUCCCGAAGAGGACUGGGAGAAUGUGUUAUGGUCAGAUGAAACCAAAAUAGAACUUUUUGAUGCAACACAGGUUCUCGUGUUUUGGAGGAGAAAGAAUACUGAAUUGCAACACCAUACCCACUGUGAAGCAUGGGGGUGGAAACACCAUGCUUUACGGCUGUUUUUCUGUAAAGGGACCAGGACGACUGAUCUGUGUAAAGGAAAGAAUGAAUGGGGCCAUGUAUCGAGAGACUUUGAGUGAAAAUCUCCUUCCGUCAGCAAGGGCAUUAUAGAUGAGACGUGGCUAGGUCUUUCAGCAUGACAAUGAUCCCAAAAACACCGCCAGGGCAACAAAGGAAUGGCUUCGUAAGAAGCAUUUCAAGGUCCUGGAGUGGCCUAGCAAGUCUCCAGAUCUCAACCCCAUAGAAAAUCUGUGGAAGGAGUUGAAAGUCCGUGUUGCCAAACGACAGCCCCAAAACAUCACUGUUCUAGAGGAGAUCUGCAUGGAGGAAUGGGCCAAAAUGCCAGCAACAGUGUGUGAAGAGUUACAGAAAACGUUUGGCCUCCGUUAUUGCCAACAAAGGGUACAUAACAAAGUAUUGAGAUGAACUUUUGGUAUUGACCAAAUACUUAUUUUCCACCAUGAUUUGCAAAUAAAUUCUUUAAAAUCAAACAAUGUGAUUUUCUGUUUUUUUCCCCACAUUCUGUCUCUCAUGGUUGAGGUUUACCCAUGUUGACAAUUACAGGCCUCUCUAAUAUUUUCAAGUGGGAGAACUUGCACAAUUAGUGGUUGACUAAAUAGUUAUUUGCCUCACUGUAUACCCUGAUACUUUGUAUCCCAAAAGGUUAUCGAUAUGCACCUGCCUCGAAUCGAGAUAUCGUUUUAAGAAGGUGUCAAUGUUUAAAAAAAAAAAAAAAAAAAAAAAAAAAGGAAAACCAAGUUGCUACCAAAUUCUUCCACCAUAAUAGUGUCUCAGUUCACUCUAAGGCUGCUAUUGAUGGUGUUUGACGCCCGAUCCAUUUAGACAGGGAACGUUCGUUCAUUCAAAACCAGAGCAUUCAGUCAUUCUGUCCGAUUUUCAGGGCAUUUACAGGCCACUUGCUGUUCAUUUAAGGGCAUUUACAGCUCAUUUUCUGUUCAGUUUGAGUCACUGCCUAUUCAUUAUGGUGAUUCCUGCUCUGUAACUCAAAAUAAACAGGAAGUGACCCAUAAAAUACCCCAAAAUCAACAGAUAGUAACUGAAAAUCAACAGUUAAAUGACCUUAAAUGGCCCAAAAUGACCUCAUUGCCUGGCAUUGGCUGCCACUGACGGCCAUAGACGUUCAAUCCGUUUGAAGUGGGAGGGAUGGCAGCGAAUGAACGAAUGUUCAUUCGCUGCCACCCUCCCAGUUCAAAUGGAUUGGACGUCUACGAGUGAUAAACUCAUUCCAAUUCACAGCAGAAGCUUCUUUUUCUGUUUAUUAGUUGUUUAUUAGUUUAUUAGAAUAUCCUAGAAUGAUUUCCUGACCAAUGUAUCGAUAAUCGUUGUAUCGCCAUAUCGUCUGAUCAUCGUUAUCGUAUCGUGAGGUACCAAGAGGUUCCCGUUCCUACUCUUGAGAAUUUUAAAAACAACCCCCCCCCCACGCUAAGUUUGGGAAACCCCGAACCCUAACCAUAAUCACUGUCCAAUUUCAAGGGAGCACACACGCCGUGACUUUUCGUCCUAAUGUGUUGCCAUGGAUGCCAGGGCUUUAAAAUCAUCUCAAAGCAUCACAUUAAGUUGCAAUUUGUACAUUAAAAAACAAAUUCUAAAGAAAAAAAUCAAGAGCUGGAUCAGCCGCUUCACGCCAUCUCCUAUAAACCAGCCAGCAAUUUCUGCUGAAGCACAAAAGGCCAUGUCAGAUGACACACAUGCAUGCGUGCACGCAGACAUGACCACCUCCCCUGUGAAUAGAAAACACAAAAUGCAUGACGGGAGUUUAACGUGCCAGUACGUGUCUCAUUGUUUGGACAUUUUCCCCUUAUCCAUUUGUUUUGUGUUUUUUUUUCCUUUCCUGAAAAAAAAAAAACUGUAAAAUUUACAGCGCAGCAACAAUUCGACCACGUGUUUGUUUUCAUACGGGCUUGUGAAUAUGUCAUCUGUAACCAAUAGGAAUGUAGUGUGAACACAGAAUUCGCAUGAGAGGAUUAUUUUCUACAGAGGAUGUUUCUAAUUGCUUUCCUAUCAUAAUCAAUUGUUCCGGAAUUGGAAUGCAGCCUGACUGAUCUGCUUCCUAUUAAAAGGACAUUUAUGUCACGAUAA